CUGAAAGCUGUUCCUGUUUGCUGAGAGCUGGCUUUUAUUUUGACACCAUUACAGGAGAAGGUUGUCAAGACAAAUCCCUGAAUCUUUCUGCUUCUUCUUCUCCUGUCUGGUUGCUUGAUUGCUGCUGGAUCUGGAUCAUCUGCAAGAAUGGCUGAACCACCCAGGUCAUGUGACUGCUUUGUAUCCCUGCCACCCGGUUCUAAAUACGACCACGUGAUAUUUGGUAAAAAUUCGGAUCGACCAAGGGACGAGGUCCAGGAACUGGUUUAUUACCCGGCUACAUCCAAUGGCCCCGGGGCCACAGUGGAGUGCACAUACAUCUCGAUUCCGCAAGUGAAGCGCACACAUGCGGUGGUGCUGAGCAGACCUGCCUGGUUGUGGGGGGCUGAGAUGGGAGCCAACGAGCAUGGCGUGUGUAUAGGGAACGAGGCAGUGUGGACCCGUGAACCUGUAAAUCAGGAGGAUGCGUUGCUGGGCAUGGAUUUGGUUCGUUUGGCUCUGGAGCGUGGUGACAGUGCGUGGGCUGCUCUGCGUGUGAUCACGGAGCUGCUGGACCGGCACGGUCAGGGUGGAGCAUGCAGAGAGGAUCCUGAACACUUCAGCUACCAGAAUACCUUUCUGCUGGCUGACCGCCAAGAAGCCUGGGUCCUCGAGACUGCUGGGAAACUGUGGGCUGCUCAGAAAAUUACAGAGGGAGUGAAGAACAUCUCCAACCAGCUGACGAUAGGCACUGAGAUCUCUGCAGAGCAUCCAGAGCUGCGUAGUAGUGCUCAGUCGCAGGGCUGGUGGAACGGAGAGGAUGAGUUUAGCUUUACAGUGGCGUUUAGUCCGGACAACCCUCCUGCGAGAAUGGAACUGGCCAAGCAGCGUUAUAAAGGAGGCACGGCACUGCUUCAGGAACACGAUGGCUCUGUGACAGCUGAGGUGAUGAUGAGCAUCCUGAGAGACAAGCCCAGCGGCAUCUGCAUGGAUUCCGCGGGUUUCCGCACCACCGCCAGCAUGGUGUCCAUCCUCCCCCGAGAUCCCAGCCUGCCUUGCGUUCACUUCUUCACUGCCACACCAGAUCCCUCCAGGUCUGUUUUCAAGCCAUUCAUCUUCUCAGAGUGCGUGCGCCCUGUUACUAUGACGAUGUCUCCGCAGUAUGGCUCCGACGAUCCUGUGAAGACUCUGCCUCGAUUCCAGCAUCAGGUGGACAGGAAGCAUGAGCUUUACCGAGCUCAUCAGGCCGUCAUGGAGAGGAUUCCGGAUGGUGAAGCGUCUCUAAAGGAGACUAUGCGCUUCUUAGAGGCACAGUGUCUGCAGGAGAUUGAAGCCAUGCUUAGGGGCGAGGUGGAGGGCCAGGAGCUCGGCGAUCUCUUCUUCGACUGCGUGGACACAGAAAUAAAGUUCUACCAGUGAGAAGGAGCAGUUGUCUUGUGAACGUCGCUAGUGCUUGCUGAUCUGCUCCGGAGAGGGACGGAACGGGACAGCUCUGCCUGCUCCGAUUCCCCCUCUCUUAGUUCUUCCUGAUGCAAUGCAACACAUCGUGAUGUCCUUUAACAUGCCACACUAAGUGUAACCGUGUGAAACAGGUAGUAGAUGUUCAUGCCCCAUAAUCAUGUGUAAUCUUCAUGCCAGGCGGUCAUAUUCGCACUAUUAAUGAGUAAGUGAUGGAUUACUAAGGUGUGUGUGUGUAUAGAAUAUAGAGUAUGUGAAAAAGAUUUGAGGAGACAUAUUCUGAUCAUUCCUGUGUACGUUCACAAGGGGCUGGGCUGCCUGGCUGGCCCUCAGAGGAGGAUGUGAAUAAAGGUAACGGAUUUAUACUGGA
This is a messenger RNA of Silurus meridionalis, 1807 nucleotides long. RefSeq names its product secernin 2 (gene scrn2). Gene Ontology annotation, biological process: proteolysis. The transcript has 9 exons. The record is from RefSeq and is a predicted model, not a curated record. Gene Ontology annotation, molecular function: cysteine-type exopeptidase activity; dipeptidase activity. NCBI's taxonomy places the organism in Eukaryota, Metazoa, Chordata, Actinopteri, Siluriformes, Siluridae. The coding region runs from base 148 to 1398 and encodes 416 amino acids.